UCUCCGUUUCCACGUUCCACUCCGGCCUAAUCUCAUCCAGACGAUACUACUUCGAGAUCCUUCACAAGCAGGAUGACAAGGGCUCGGAUCACGUGGAGGUUGGGUGGCGUCCGUUCCUGCCUGGUCUGAAGUAUGAAGUGAUCGACUCGGCCUACAUCUCCCUGUACACAGACGAGUCGGAUCUGAAGAUGAACAGCGUGGACCACAUCCCCCAGACCGUGGCCAGUCACGGCCGCCUCCCCGCGGAGGCUCGGCCCCGGAGCCUGCGGGGGGGAGGCGGCGCCACGCAGCACGGCGCGGACAUGCUGAAGCCGGACCCCAGGGACACCUUCUACAGCACUCCAAUGAUCGACCGCUCCCGACUGGAAAAUGUUCUGCCGGCAUGCCUCUACUCCCCAACAUACGUCGUCAAAGAUUUUCCCAUCGCCCGAUACCAGGGUCUGCAAUUUGUCUAUCUGUCCUUCGUCUACCCCAAUGACUUCACACGUCUCACCCACAUGGAGCGAGAGAACAAGUGUUUCUACAGAGAGUCCCCUAUCUAUUUGGAGAAGUUUGGGUUCUACAAAUACAUGAAGAUGGAUGAGGAGGAAGAUGACAGGCCCUUCUUCUUCCCAAAUCCAGAUGAUUUCUUAGACGAAGAGGAGAUGGUAGAUGUAGAGGACGAGGAAGAGAUUGUUGGCACACAGUCGGCCAAGAAGCCCUCUCAUCCCAGCCAGACCAGCCGCACCUCCUACCCCUCCCAUCAGCACUCGAAGCCUGCGCCAACGCCGGCUGCUAGAGAGGGGCGAGAAGAGGAGGUGGACCCAGAUGAAGAGGAGGAGGGAGCAGUUAACAGCAUCACACACAGAAGAGAAAAGAGACAUUUUCCUCACAGAGAUGCGCAGGCGGGAAGGGAUGUGGAUAGAGACUGGGGGAGAGAUCGCACAAACACGGGACAGGACGCCGGGAAGGGGCUUGAAGAGAACCCUGCCGGGCUGCUCCAGCCCGACAAGGACGGUGUGGUCCGCGGCCGCUCCCUGACCUGGAUCCGCACCGGUCCUGCGGAGUUGAGCCCUGGCAGGAAAGGAGGGGCAACCGGAGGAGAGAAAGGACCUGAAACACUGGCCAAACUGAGCAAGUCCUCGCUCCUCUUCCCCCAAAAGUCCUCCCUUUCUGCCCUUGCCAGCCGAGCCAAGCAGAUCCUCAGCAACUCCGCCCACAGCAACAACCGCCAUGACAACAAGAGGCUGGCCGGAAACAAGGAGAAGAGGGAGGAGAACAAGAUCUACAUCACCAGGCCUCGACCUGCCAAGGAGAGGGAGAAGGACAGGGAGAGGGAGCAGCGACGCGAGAGGAGGGAGGAGAGGGCUUCCCGCCACCCUAGAGAGGUCUUCCCGGGGGUCUUUCUGUACCAAACCGGCAAGACCACAAGGCUGGUUAACCUGGGGUCCAAACAAGGGCGCGUAACAAGAAGUAGAAGUCUUGUUAGUGCCCCUCGGCAUUGGCCCAACACCCCCCCAAAAGAGGGCAAGACAUUAACCCACAAUGGAAGCAUCAACAUGCAGGAUGAAGGUCCACACAAGUCUGACAGCAGGGCAGCAGGAGCAAAGCUACCGGAGAAUAGCAAGAGGAAAGGGGAGCGCCGGGGCUUAAAGGUUACGGCCGCGGCUGAUGUUGCUAGUAAAGGUGAAACCCCUCCGUCCCAUCACCAAGAGCCCCCUCCAGUAAACGCCACAGAAAACACACUCCUAGGUCAAACACGGGUCACCUCUUACCUCAGGACAUCCGAAAUCACAGAGUCCCAUCAGCAGCCGUUACCGGACGCCAACCCGCCAGAACUCGCCAACCCGGACACAAGCCGCUCUAAUCCCGAGCCUGACCCCGAGCCGGAACCAGAACCAGAACCCGAGGAGGGCGAGAUGUCGGAAUACAGCUACGAGGAGGUGGAGGCUCGGCCGGGUUGGGCCGAGGAGAGCAUCAACUGGCAGAGGACCUUCUCGGUCAAUCCCAUGGACUUUGAGCUGCUGCGCUCCGACUGGAAUGACCUGCGCUGCAACGUGUCGGGCAACCUCCAGCUGGCGGAGAGCGAGGUGGUGGACGUGCUGGCGCAGUACAUGGAGAAGCUCAACGAGCGCAAUGGAGGAAUCUACACCCUGCUGCGAAUAGUCAACGUUGAGAAGCGGCGCGACUCGGCGAGAGGGAACCGCUACCUCGUGGAGCUGGAGCUGAUGGAGAGAGGCCGCAGCGUGGUGCGUCUGUCGGAGUACAUUUACCUGCUGCUGCAUCGCGGCAGGCAAGGCGAGGAGAGUCUCGAGAACACCGACUUUGCUCCGGCCUCGGCGCCGGCUCCGGCCCCGUCGGCCGCCACGUCCAGCCUCGACACGCCGCCGCCCCCGCCCUCCGCCAGGUCGCUGGUACGGCCCGCGGCGACCGCCUGGAGCACCGCCUAUGCCAAGCCUCUCCUCUGCCAGCCGGUCAUGCUGCAGUGGAGGAAAGAUGUCAUGGUGCACUUUGUGGUGCCCGUGAAAAACCAGGCUCGCUGGGUACAACAGUUCAUCUCUGACAUGGAGAACCUUCAUCACCAGACAAAGGAUGACAAUUUCAACAUCAUAAUUGUCGACUUUGAGAGUGAAGACAUGGACGUGGAGCAGGCACUAAGAGAGAGCACUGUACCAAGAUACGAGUAUCUAAGGAGAGAAGGGAACUUUGAGCGCUCAGCAGGACUGCAGAUCGGAGUGGACACCAUUGAGGAUAGUCACAGCAUUGUGUUCCUGUGUGAUCUGCACAUCCACUUCCCUCUCAACAUCUUGGAGAGCAUCAGGAAGCACUGCGUGGAGGGACGCCUCGCUUUCGCUCCCAUCGUCAUGAGACUCGGCUGCGGCAGCUCACCACAGGAGCCUGAUGGUUACUGGGAGGUGAACGGCUUUGGCCUGUUUGGAAUCUACAAGUCUGAUUUUGAGAAGAUUGGAGGAAUGAACACGGAGGAAUUCAAAGACCGCUGGGGUGGAGAGGACUGGGAGCUGCUGGACAGGGUACUGCAGAACGGUUUAGAGGUAGAGAGACUGCGUUUGAGGAACUUCUUCCACUACUACCACUCCAAACGGGGCAUGUGGAAUGCGCAGAAUAAGAAAACUCCGAAGGGAUAGCGCCCCCUUCUGGCGUGAGGAUUCUGAAUCUACCUGCAGAUCCACAACGUGUGAGAGAGCGAGGGACCCGUAGGAGCUCGCUCACUGCCUGAACUCCUUUCAGGGAUGCCUUUGCUUCUCCAUCAGCUCCUCUUGUAAACUUGUAAACCCACGAGGAAACAAGGAGUCUAAAUCUGAACUUUAAAAGCCGGCCGUUUACGCAGAUCGACCUGAGUCGUCACUUCAGCCUCACUGACUGAACUACUGUACAGAGAGAAGUAUUGUUCUUCUGCUUCUCUCUGUCCUUUUUUUGGUGCAAUGUUUUCAGACAGACUGGAAAAUAGCUGUGUGUGUGUAUAUAUAUAUAUAUAUAUACAUACAUAUAGUUGUAUGUGAGUGUGUCGCCGCUUGCGUGUGCUUAAGAUGACAGAAAGCACCUUUUUUCUAACCAGGAGAUGUGAUGGCAACCUAAGAUCUUUUUUUCUAACACGCUCUCUCGUGAGGGCCCAAUAGAAUGUGUGUCGACGUGUUACUCAAAUACAUCCGGACGCGGUGGAGUAGGUUUCCGUCGUAGACGAACUGUGUCUUUGGUAAAAUAGUUUCUAAAUACAUCAACCUCUACCUGUUGGAUAGAAUUAUGACCAAGGUGCUGCAUUCUCCUGAUAUUGACAAAGAAAAGUUGUGGAUCAGAAAAGCCCCUCAAAAGGAUGAUGACAGAUUUGUCAUCUUUAUAUCUAUUUCUGUCCCUUUAUCCCUCCGUAUUCUUUUUUUUAUCUACAACUCAUUGCAGCCCUCUUUCUGUUUCAAUGUCAUGCAAAUUUGUGUAUUUGCGUUUUAUGUUCUACACCUAGCUAUCGGAUACAAUUGAUUCAAUUUUGUUUCGUUAACUUCGUUAAUAAUUGAUAUCAUUUUCUGCUAUUAUUAUUUCGGUAUUUGUCCUCACUGAGUCUGGACGCACUAACAUUUGGGGUGCUAUUUCCUGUUCUAAAACACUGAAUUUGUAAACGGUUUACCUAUUUCAACUCUACUGACAGAAUCCUUCAUUCCCUCCACGUGUUUAACCUCAUUGUCACUGGAACAUAAAACUUUAUUAGGAGAACAGCAGCGGCAGCUUUUGGCAUUACAUUUCACAUUGUCACGCACGCUAUCUUUUUCUCAUGUUAAAGAAAUAGCACAGAGACGGGGGAUGCUUAGCUACGGAGAAACAUUUACAUUUACUCUGCUUUAAAGCUUGUAUGAAGCUCAAACAGAAGCGGGAUCGGUUCAUGUGUUGGGACACAAGGUGGCAAGGCAUGGUGGUUUCACAAAUGUGUGCCUUUAUCAGGGUUUGGCUGCAGGCAGUUUUUAAACUACUUUAAUGACAGAAGAGGGCAGCGACAGACGGGAAUCAUUGAGGUUAUUUAUUAGCAGGCUGUAAUGUCAUUGUAAAUUCAGAUAAACUCUAAAAGAAGGAAACACGGUUCUCUUCAGCGGAUUACAAAGACGCGUCGGUGUGUUUUUGUGGAAUUACCUUAGAAGCAGGAAGGAGGGGUCUAUCAAGCCAGUUGCCCUUUUGGUGAGAUAUGCGGACAUGGUACUUGACUACUGAGUGAAAUCCGGAGGUGUGAUGGAGACUCACUGGCAGCUGCACUUCAGCGGGACCCCACCUGCUCCCAUUCGUUUUGGCCGGAGGCCGGGCCCCUAAUGCCUCUGUUUAUGCAACACGGUACUUCUAUUGAUGGAGAGUGGCUUGAGGGCUCAAGGCUGGACACACAUAUGGAGGAAAGUUAAUGAUCUGUUGUUGACUAUAUGAUUGUCAAAAUGCCCUCCAAGACCCUUUCUUUGCCUCUACAGGAAGAGUCUACUGUACGUCAUUUAACAUUGACAUGGGACUAUUUAAAGAAUCACAUUAAAUAUAUAUGUAUAUAUAUAUAUAUAUGUAUGUAUAUGUAUAUAUAUGUAUGUAUAUGUAUAUGUAUAUAUUAAAUAUACAUAUGUGUACAUAUAUUUAUGAAACAUAACAUAACAUGGAAAAUAGGAAUAUACAUUCCAAGGUAAUUUCUGUGAAAUUGUUUUGUAGAGAAAAGGUUUUAAGAAUGUAUUGUAAUUUUUAUUUUAAUUUGUUGGGGUUUUUUGCAAAUAAAAUUUUAUGCUUACGUCCA
This is a messenger RNA of Gasterosteus aculeatus aculeatus (three-spined stickleback), 5245 nucleotides long. The record is from RefSeq and is a predicted model, not a curated record. NCBI's taxonomy places the organism in Eukaryota, Metazoa, Chordata, Actinopteri, Perciformes, Gasterosteidae.